This is a messenger RNA of Musa acuminata AAA Group (dessert banana), 411 nucleotides long. RefSeq lists its product as uncharacterized. The transcript has a single exon. NCBI's taxonomy places the organism in Eukaryota, Viridiplantae, Streptophyta, Magnoliopsida, Zingiberales, Musaceae. The coding region runs from base 1 to 411 and encodes 136 amino acids. The record is from RefSeq and is a predicted model, not a curated record.
AUGGAGAUCUUAUUCUUGGGGCAUCGAAUCAGUGAUGGUUUCAUUCGGAUGGACAAAUCACAAGUGCAAGCGGUUGUGGAAUGGAGAACUCCAAAGAAGGUGCCAGAGUUGAGAUCAUUCCUUGGUUUCGUCAACUACUAUCGACGCUUCAUAGCAGGCUAUUCGAAGCGUACAACUCCACUGACGGAGUUGCUAAAGAAGGAGCAACCUUCGAAGUGGUCUGACAAAUGUAAAAUAGCAUUCAAAGAUCUGAAGGCUGUUGUUCUGGAAGAACCGGUGCUCAAAUUGUCAGACUAUGGAGAGCCUUUUGAAGUCCAUACAAAUGCUUCAGACUUUGCCAUUGGGAGAGUACUCAUGCAGGAGGGUCAUCCGGUGGCUUACAAGAGCCGCAAGCUUAAUAAGACUGAGUAG